Messenger RNA from Callithrix jacchus (white-tufted-ear marmoset), 5352 nucleotides. It is a transcript of the gene COLGALT2, whose product is annotated as collagen beta(1-O)galactosyltransferase 2. Lineage: Eukaryota; Metazoa; Chordata; Mammalia; Primates; Cebidae. The record is from RefSeq and is a predicted model, not a curated record. Gene Ontology annotation, molecular function: procollagen galactosyltransferase activity.
CACGCCCAUUGGCAGACAGGGCCACACCUCACGGCUCUGGGGAAAGCCACAGACCUCAGAAAGCCACAGGCUCUGUACUAGUAGGAGCAGAGCCUGGACUAGAGGAACUUUCCACAGGACUCAGGGCACACAGCCCCACGGCCACGACCGUGUGUGAGCCCGAGGUGCAGGGGGGCGCCGGUGGCUGCAGGUACGCUGCGCACCAGCAUCAGGGACUGGGCGGUGCAGCGGCGGCAGCCGCCGGGGCCAGUGUGUAAGCCGGCUUGCCCGGGAGAGCCGCAUCCCCCUGCGGCCCCUCGCAGCCUCCUCGCUUCCCGGGAGCCGCUGCCGCUUCAGGGCCGCCCAGCGUGGCGCUCGGGGCAGGACCACCCCGCCGCCCGCCUCGGCCCAGAACAUGGCUGCGCGCCCUGCCGCCACCCUCGCCUGGUCGCUGCUGCUCCUUUACUCAGCCCUGCUCCGCGAAGGCUGCCGGGCGCGCUUCGCCGCCGAACUGGACUCGGAGGACGACGGAGAGGAGCCGGCGGUUUUCCUGGAGUCGCCCCUGCAGAGCCCCACGGUGCUCGUGGCUGUCCUCGCCCGCAACGCGGCGCACUCACUGCCGCACUUCCUAGGCUGCCUGGAGCGGCUGGACUACCCCAAGAGCAGGAUGGCCGUCUGGGCAGCCACUGAUCACAAUGUGGAUAAUACAACCGAAAUACUCAGGGAGUGGUUGAAAAAUGUACAGAGACUCUAUCACUAUGUGGAGUGGAGGCCUAUGGAUGAACCAGAGUCUUAUCCUGAUGAAAUUGGACCAAAGCACUGGCCAAGCUCCCGGUUUGCCCAUGUGAUGAAACUACGACAGGCAGCCCUUCGAACUGCGAGGGAAAAAUGGUCAGACUACAUUCUGUUCAUAGAUGUCGACAAUUUCCUGACUAAUCCACAGACCCUCAAUCUACUGAUUGCAGAAAACAAAACUAUCGUGGCCCCCAUGCUGGAGUCUCGGGGCCUGUAUUCUAAUUUCUGGUGUGGAAUCACCCCUAAGGGCUUCUAUAAGAGGACCCCAGACUACGUUCAGAUUCGAGAGUGGAAGAGGACAGGCUGCUUCCCCGUCCCCAUGGUCCACUCCACCUUCCUAAUUGACCUCAGGAAGGAGGCCUCAGACAAGCUGACUUUCUACCCCCCACACCAGGACUACACUUGGACGUUUGAUGACAUCAUCGUCUUUGCCUUCUCCAGCAGGCAAGCAGGCAUCCAGAUGUACCUCUGCAACAGAGAGCACUAUGGCUACCUGCCCAUCCCCCUGAAGCCCCAUCAAACGCUGCAGGAGGACAUCGAGAACCUCAUCCACGUGCAGAUUGAAGCAAUGAUUGAUCGUCCUCCAAUGGAACCCUCCCAGUAUGUCUCAGUUGUCCCUAAAUAUCCAGACAAGAUGGGAUUUGAUGAGAUUUUCAUGAUAAACCUCAAGCGCAGAAAGGACCGGCGGGACCGGAUGCUGCGCACACUGUAUGAGCAGGAGAUUGAGGUCAAGAUUGUCGAGGCUGUGGAUGGAAAGGCACUCAACACAAGCCAGCUGAAGUCCCUGAAUAUUGAAAUGCUCCCUGGCUAUCGAGAUCCCUAUUCCUCCAGGCCUCUAACCAGGGGCGAAAUUGGCUGCUUUCUCAGCCACUACUCAGUCUGGAAAGAGGUAAUUGACCGAGAACUAGAGAAGACUCUUGUAAUUGAAGAUGAUGUGCGUUUUGAGCAUCAGUUUAAGAAGAAGCUAAUGAAGCUGAUGGAUGAUAUCGACCAGGCUCAGCUGGACUGGGAACUGAUUUAUAUUGGUAGGAAGAGGAUGCAAGUGAAGGAACCAGAAAAAGCGGUGCCCAAUGUGGAAAACCUGGUCGAAGCUGACUAUUCCUACUGGACCCUGGGCUACGUCAUCUCUCUGGAAGGAGCACAGAAGCUGGUUGGAGCCAAUCCUUUCGGGAAGAUGCUGCCAGUGGACGAGUUUCUGCCAAUCAUGUACAACAAGCAUCCUGUAGCUGAGUACAAGGAGCAUUAUGAAUCCAGGGACCUGAAAGCCUUCUCUGCAGAACCCUUGCUCAUCUACCCUACACACUACACAGGCCAGCCGGGGUACUUGAGUGACACGGAGACCUCCACCAUCUGGGACAACGAGACAGUGGCCACUGACUGGGAUAGGACACAUGCCUGGAAGUCCCGGAAGCAAAGUCGCAUCUACAGCAAUGCCAAGAACACAGAGGCCCUGCCACCGCCAACCUCCCUGGACACUGUGCCUUCGAGGGACGAGCUGUGAAGCCUCCCUGGGAGUGUGACCCCCAUCGGUGCACAUCCUUCGGUUUUUCUAAAGGGCUACUCAUCUGGGUGUUCCAGUUUUCUGUUUUGUUUUUAGUGGUCACAGUCAUCUAACCAAAGUGAUCUAAUGUGAUAGAUCGAAAUUAAUAUAUUUUUGACAGUGGAGGGAAAUAAGGAAAUUCAACCCAAAUUUCCCAAGAUGGCUAACAGACAGGCUUUCUAGAAACCGUUAAACUGUAAUCCAGACACGGAAUUCCUCAGUUCACUACCCAUAUGACACUGAUUCCCACACGAAGGUUGAACAACAUGGCUUAGAGUCUUGUCCAAGAGAGUGAUCACCAAGCUGUCCCAUCAGCAAGUGGGUAGUCAAGGCAGCCAGGCCAGCUAGACCACACUUACUGGUCUAAUUGGCCAUUUUGUGUGACAAAUGUGACCUUGAAAACUCCAAGCCAACUGGGCAACCUUUAUUGGUCUAGUUUGUCCAUUUUAUAUGACAUUGAAAACUUUUAUAUGCAAUGAUUGGGAGACGAGAAUCAGUCACUUAAAAUCAUAUUAAUUUGGCUUUUUAUUUAAAGAAUUCUAUAAUGAGCCUUAUUGCAAAGUAGAUUUUUUAAAAAAUCUUAGUCCUUGUAUGCAAUAGGGAUGGGUAUAUAGGUCUGGCUGAGACUUGGCCUGUGACCAUCAUGGCGGUUGAAGCUCUCAUAUAGAGGUGACCAGUUUGCCAUGUGGAUAUAAAUUAGUAGAUAAUUGACAGUUUGUGUAGGUAUUUGAGGGAAAAAACUCAAUAUUUGGCUUUUUUAAAAAUUAUGGCCACUGAGUCAGGAUGCUGUAUUUAUAAACAUAAAUGUAAUAUAUAAAGGGUGAGGGCUGUGUGUGCAUCCUGCCCCGUCCCGGGUUUGCACACUGCUGUGGAGCCUCACGCUCUCCACUCCACCCCUAGCCUGGGAACCCACAGCAGGUGUGCUUUUUUGAGUCACUGCUAAGAGACAGAGCACAUUUUCAGGCCAGCAACUAUCCUUGCCUGGCCUUUUCAUUAUAUUUUGAAUUAUUUAUUUUGCAAAAUGUGGGGAAGACAUUGUCUUUAGGAUGAGGCGGAGAAACAGAUGUUGCAGACUUCCACCGAGCCCAGGGGAGCAGUGGGGGUGGACAUACUGUUCGGCAAUCUGAUUCUCCUGACUUUCCCAGCCAGGCUCCUGCAGGGAGGCCUGUGGAUGGGGCUCUGAACUGUUUUGAAACAAAUGAUUCUCUAUGUCAGGUGAGAAACCUGGUUGGAAACAAAGGGCUGGUCAACUGAUUUAGGCCAGCAACCAGGGAAGCUGUUGGAAUCAGAAUCCUGGGCAGACACCCUCUCUUAAAAAAUAUCCCCUAAGAGUCCUUUCUGCUUUCUUCACACAUUGAUUUUAUGUAAAAUGCAGAGUUGGGCUGCAUAAUUUCUUCCCACUCCACAAUCUGUCGCCCUAGUAUAGAUCAUGGCGGUUUUCCUCUAGUGUACAUUCUCACGCCCUCAAUCUGUAAAUUUUUGUCUCCAGAAAAACCCUCCCAGUCAUCCCAUACAAGCACCCUUCCUCCUCAGUGUCCAUGCACCCUUCCUCCUCAGUGUCCAUGCACCCUUCCUCCUCAGUGUCCAUGCACCCUUCCUCCUCAGUGUCCAUGCACCCUUCCUCCUCAGUGUCCAGGCACCCUUCCUCCUCAGUGUCCAGGCACCCUUCCUCCUCAGUGUCCAUGCACCCUGCAGCCACAUAGUGGGGCUGUGCACAUGCCAAACCUUGAGCUUCACACUUAAGACUCAUGGGGAGGGCCCUUCAGAGCAGAGCCCGUGGCAGGCAGUGCUGCAUGUACAAGCUUAGUGAACAAACGUAAGAUAAACUUUAAGCCAGAUACCUAAUUCUUCAGUUCACUGCCUAUGUGAUACUGAUUCUCACAUUAAGGUUAAACAGCAUGGCUCAGUCUAAAGAAAAUGAUCACCAAGCUGUCCCAUCCACAAACAGGUAGUUAAGGCAGCCCGGCAGCCUCACCUCCCCAGGUGAGGGGCGGAUCCCCAGAUUAGGACAAUAGGCAGCUUGCCUUCCACCAGACGCCAGCCCUGACCUUCCUUCCCGACUCACCGUGGAUACCGUUGUCCACUGACCAGCAAGCCGGGGCACUGAGGAAAGGGGUCUCGCCCAACUCCAAAUGGCACCGCUGAGACUUAGCUGCCAAGAGCAUCUGGGGAGUAAGUGGAAAAUCCUUAGGUGAUUCCUAAGAUUUCCUUGGGUAUCUGGUUUUUGUUUGCAUAUGUGAGUGUGUGCAUGUGUGCAUGGCCUUAAUGAUUUUUUUAACAAGGUGGGAGGUUGCUGAGGUGCUGGGGGUGAAGGAAGUUUGGGUUGAUUUUUGUGUUAUUUUGUUUAAUAGAGAAUUUUUUCUCCUGUUUCUCUGUCAGCUGGUCUGACAGAUUUAAGAACUCUCAUUCUUAAGAGACAUUGGACUUAAAUUCUAGCAUUUUAGACUAGGACUGUUGUACUGUGAAGAAAGUUCUGGCUCUGUUCGCCCGGUUUGUUUCUCCCUACUCAGGCUUCAAAUCCCAAGCAGUGUUCUUUUCUGGUGAACGUUGUGAGCUGCAGAUGUGACUUUGUUUUUAAGUCAUCUCUUCGGCAAUCCAGAGGUUCCUUGACCUCAUUAAUUGUCCCAUCUCUCCCUUUUAGUCCUAAGCCAAGACAUUUGACCUUUUCAGUGUCACAUGAGGUCAUGAGUGUAGAGGCCUUUGCAUCUGGCCCUGUCACCCGCUCUCUGCCUCUGGAGGCUAAACCCUGUCUGAAUUCCUCUUGGGAUCUAACGUGGGAUAUUCUGGGCAGACAACCGUGAUGUCAGCAGUGCUGGUGCUGCUGUGUGUGGACUGAACACCUGCACUUUGCAGGGGACACACUGCGUGGGCCCCACUUGGGGUUCACUCAGGCCUGCUGCAGGAGCUCUGGAGAACGAGAAAGAGCUGACACCCAGCACCCUGCAUCAUCUGUCUUGCUGUGCUGUUUCAGGGUGAGGAAGUGAUCAACUAUUUGCCUUCUGGAGCUCUUUGUGAAAAAUUAAAAAAACUUAGCUCAA